UCUCUCCAGUACUGGCCGGAGCUGUCUGACUGCUCGCUGCCGCGGCUGGAUCUGGGCUGGCCGGACUGCGCGUCCUACAGAGGAGUGACUCGCGUCACUGUGUACGCGCAACCGCCACUGGACGGCCACACGCACAUCAAAGAGAUGGUCAGGAAAACCAUCGCGCAGGCGCAGAAGGUGAUUGCGGUGGUCAUGGACCAGUUUACAGACGUAGACAUCUUCAGAGACCUUCUGGAGGUGUGCUUUAAGAGGAAAGUGUCUGUCUACAUCCUGUUGGAAAGAGCAGCGUUACCUCACUUCCUGUCUAUGGCCGAGAGGGCCGCCAUGCACCCGGGACACCUGAAGAGCCUGCGUGUGCGUGUGUCAGGGGGAGCAGAGUUCUUCAGCAGGUCGUAG
Messenger RNA from Oncorhynchus tshawytscha (Chinook salmon), 396 nucleotides. RefSeq names its product protein FAM83G-like. Lineage: Eukaryota; Metazoa; Chordata; Actinopteri; Salmoniformes; Salmonidae. The record is from RefSeq and is a predicted model, not a curated record. The transcript is spliced from 3 exons. Bases 145 to 396 code for a protein of 83 amino acids.